AUGGUCGCAAAAAUCUAUGAUCCCGUUUAUUUCGGAGAGGCGCAGUACUUUGAUCCCUUCAACUUUCUUGAUUUAUUCGUCUCGCGGGAGACACAGGCAUAUCAACAUCUAAAGUGUCUUUACGGGACGAAGGUUCCGCAUUUCUACGGGCAUUUUGUAGCUCCCCUACCCGCUCAGUGCAAUAGAACCGUCAACAUCAUCUUAUUGGAGUACAUCCACGGCAGGGACAUACGGGACCUUGUUCCUGCAGAAAAGGCGGAAGAGGCACUGUGCAGCACGCACAAGGACAUGCUCAUCAAUGCGGCCCUCCGGCUUUACUUUGACAUCUAUGCGUUGGGGGUCGAACAGCUAGACAUGCAACCCAGGAACGUGAUAUUGCGUCCUAGGCGCAAAGACGGGCCU
Molecule: messenger RNA, 402 nt
Organism: Desarmillaria tabescens
Lineage: Eukaryota; Fungi; Basidiomycota; Agaricomycetes; Agaricales; Physalacriaceae
Exons: 1
Source: RefSeq, a predicted model, not a curated record